Messenger RNA from Penicillium malachiteum, 1440 nucleotides. RefSeq names its product glycine decarboxylase subunit T. NCBI's taxonomy places the organism in Eukaryota, Fungi, Ascomycota, Eurotiomycetes, Eurotiales, Aspergillaceae. Gene Ontology annotation, cellular component: mitochondrion. The record is from RefSeq and is a predicted model, not a curated record. The transcript has 2 exons. Gene Ontology annotation, biological process: glycine catabolic process. The coding region runs from base 1 to 1440 and encodes 479 amino acids. Gene Ontology annotation, molecular function: protein binding; aminomethyltransferase activity.
AUGGCUAGCGUUCGUACUCUCAAGAAAGGUGCUGACCUUGUUGCUGCGAGAGCAGCUGUCAUUCACGCUCCCCGCGCCUCUAUCUGCUCCACACUAUUGCGGCGGGAGCUAUCAACCGCCUCGGUGCGGUCUACAGUUCGUGUGCCCAAGGCUCAAAUUGCCAUUCCAGUUACACAGAGAAAGACUCAACUUGUGCGAUAUGCUUCAAGCUCGAGCGACCCUUUGAGCAAGACCCAGCUGUAUGAUUUGCAUAAUACUCACGGCGCCAAGAUGGUGCCCUUCGCUGGGUUCUCCAUGCCUCUUCAAUAUGCCGACUUGAGCCAUGUGGAAAGCCACAUGUGGACUCGUGAGAAGGCCAGUUUGUUUGAUGUCAGCCACAUGGUUCAACACCACCUGAGCGGACCCGGCGCCCUCGAGCUUCUCAUGAAGAUCACUCCCUCAUCCCUCGAUAAACUCGCCCCGAACACCUCUACUCUCUCUUGUCUUUUGGAGGAAGGUACUGGAGGUAUCAUUGACGACACUGUUAUCACCCGCCGUGGUGAAGACACUUUCUACUUCGUCACCAAUGCCGGUCGCCGCGCCGAGGACUUGGCUUUCUUGACCGCGGAGAUCGAUGCCUACCGCUCCAAGCACGGAGCCGACAGCAUCAAGUGGGAUAUUCUCGAAGACCGUGCUCUGGUCGCACUGCAAGGUCCCCAGGCCAUCAGCGUCCUUCAGCCUCUCAUCAACUCCGCCAAUGCCUCCGCGGCUGAGACUGACCUGAGCACUCUAUACUUCGGCAACUGCCGUGAGCUGCACCUGACUCUCCCCGACGGCUCCGCCACUCCAUCGCCUCUCCUGAUCUCCCGUACCGGCUACACUGGCGAAGACGGCUUCGAGAUCUCCAUUCCCACCUCCGUUUCCGCUAGUCUCCCCGAGCAAGUCGUCAACCUCUUCCUUCAGAACAAGGACUCAGUCCGUCUGGCCGGUCUCGCAGCCCGAGACUCUCUCCGCCUUGAAGCUGGUAUGUGUCUUUACGGCCAUGACAUCUCCACCGCACAGACUCCCCCAGCUGCUGCUCUAGGUUGGGUCGUGGGUCGUGACCGCCGCGAUGCCGCAACUGCUACCUUCAACGGUGCUUCCGCUAUUCUCCCUCAGCUCGCCAGCCCCAAGACAAUCAAGACACGCCGUGUCGGUCUUACCGUUGAGAAGGGCUCUCCGGCCCGUGAGGGUGCCACUGUUGUCGAUCUCUCUGACCCUGCCAACCCUGUUGAGAUUGGUGUUGUUACCUCCGGCCUGCCAAGUCCCUCUCUCGGUGGUAUCAACAUCGCCAUGGCCUAUGUGAACACAGGAUUCCACAAGAAGGGUACUGAGGUCGGUGUGAAGGUGCGUAACAAGGUUCGCAAGGCGAGCGUUGUUGGUAUGCCUUGGACUGAGAGCAAGUUCCACCGCCCAUCUUAA